Messenger RNA from Mus caroli (Ryukyu mouse), 1084 nucleotides. RefSeq names its product glycine N-methyltransferase (gene Gnmt). NCBI's taxonomy places the organism in Eukaryota, Metazoa, Chordata, Mammalia, Rodentia, Muridae. Gene Ontology annotation, biological process: S-adenosylmethionine metabolic process; regulation of gluconeogenesis; protein homotetramerization. The record is from RefSeq and is a predicted model, not a curated record. Gene Ontology annotation, cellular component: cytosol. Gene Ontology annotation, molecular function: glycine N-methyltransferase activity; identical protein binding; S-adenosyl-L-methionine binding.
CGGAUCGCGUGGCCUGAGAGCCAGGCGCCGGUCAGGAUGGUGGACAGCGUGUACCGUACCCGCUCCCUGGGGGUGGCGGCCGAAGGGCUCCCAGACCAGUAUGCGGAUGGGGAGGCCGCACGUGUGUGGCAGCUGUACAUCGGGGACACCCGCAGCCGUACCGCAGAGUACAAGGCGUGGUUGCUUGGGCUGUUGCGCCAGCACGGGUGCCACAGGGUGCUGGAUGUAGCCUGUGGCACAGGAGUGGACUCCAUCAUGCUGGUGGAAGAGGGCUUCAGUGUGAUGAGCGUGGAUGCCAGCGACAAGAUGCUGAAAUAUGCACUUAAGGAGCGCUGGAACCGGAGGAAAGAGCCAUCCUUUGACAAGUGGGUCAUUGAAGAAGCCAACUGGUUGACGCUGGACAAAGAUGUGCUAUCAGGAGAUGGCUUCGAUGCUGUCAUCUGCCUCGGGAACAGUUUUGCUCACUUGCCAGACUGCAAAGAUGGUGUCUGUGGCCCUGCCGGGAACCCAGGUGACCAGAGCGAGCACCGGCUGGCGCUAAAGAACAUUGCAAGCAUGGUGCGGCCCGGGGGCCUGCUGGUUAUCGACCACCGCAACUACGACUAUAUCCUCAGCACAGGCUGUGCGCCCCCGGGGAAGAACAUCUACUAUAAGAGUGACCUGACCAAGGACAUUACGACGUCAGUACUGACAGUCAACAACAAAGCCCACAUGGUAACCCUGGACUACACAGUGCAGGUGCCAGGCGCUGGCAGAGAUGGCUCUCCUGGCUUCAGUAAGUUCCGGCUCUCUUACUACCCACACUGUUUGGCGUCUUUCACGGAGUUGGUGAGAGCAGCCUUUGGGGGCAGGUGUCAGCACAGCGUCCUGGGUGACUUCAAGCCCUACAAGCCUGGCCAGGCCUAUGUUCCCUGCUACUUCAUCCACGUGCUCAAGAAGACAGACUGAGUUUCUCCAACUCCCAGAAGCCCCUGCUCAGGCAAUGGCCCCUACCCUAAGACCAUCCCCUAAUGCAGAUAUUGCAUCUGGGUGCAGAUGUGGGGGUCGGGCAAACGGAGUCAACAAUACAGUCUGCCUUCUCCAA